Molecule: messenger RNA, 915 nt
Organism: Aspergillus luchuensis
Lineage: Eukaryota; Fungi; Ascomycota; Eurotiomycetes; Eurotiales; Aspergillaceae
Product: aromatic alcohol reductase
Exons: 3
Coding region: 1-915 (304 amino acids)
Molecular function (GO): oxidoreductase activity
Source: RefSeq, a predicted model, not a curated record
AUGACUACGAUCAGGAAGGUUUCAGUUCUCGGGGCCACCGGCGCCCUCGGAUCCCACAUUGCAAGCGCUCUCUCAGCAGCUGGCCACGAAGUCACCGCCAUCCAGCGCAAGGACUCGGACAAGCCAGCCCCCGCAGGCCUCAAGGUCAUCAAAGUCGACUACCAGAACAAAGACGAAUUGAUCUCUACAUUUACCGGCCAGGACGUCGUCAUCAGCGCCGUCCCCUCCCCCCAACUCACCUCCGAGAAGAUCAUCAUCGAUGCCUGCCUCGCCGCCUCCGUCAAACGCUUCAUCCCAUCCGAAUACACCACAAUGAUGGAAUCCCCUCUAACCAUUAACCUCCCAAUCGCCAAAGAAAAGGUUCUAAUCCGCCAGUACCUGAACUCCGUCAUUCAAGACACCUCCUCCCCUACGGCCUGGACCUCCCUCAACACCGGCGCUUUCUUCGACAUGGCCCUCAAGUACGGCAUCCUAGGCCCUAACCCUAUAACCAAGAAAGCUGUCUUCCACGAUGGCGGUGAUAAGGAAAUUGCCGUUUCACUGUUGAGUGAUAUCGCUACUGCUAUUGUUAAGCUACUAGAGCCUACUAACUUCGAAGCUGCCGCUAACCAGCCGGUUUAUGUUUGCUCGGCUGUGGUUACGGAGAGGGGGUUGACGAAGAUUGUAUCUGAGGUUCUAGGGGUGGAUUUUGGGAUGCCGGAGGAUGUUGAGGUGAAGAAACUUAUUGAGGAGUCGGAGGAGAGGUUGAAGAGGGGGGAUAUGUCGGCUAUUAUCGAUUAUUAUUAUCUGAUGAUGUAUGGGGAGGGGUAUUUGGGCGGGGAGUUUAUGCGCUGGAAUUGGAAUGAGAGGCUGGGUUUGAGGAUUAUGGAUGAGGGGGAGGUUAGGGGUGCGGUGAGGGAGGUUUUGGGGUGUUAG